CCAAAGAAAAGCGACGUUAUGUCCACUUUCUCGAAAAUAUUUCUCUUCAGGGGAGCAGGCAGACGUCCCUAUAGCGCCGCUGCACAGACACAGCUGCGCGAAAUACUUGGCUCCCAGCUGGCUGGAAUCAAGGAGGCGGGCACAUUCAAGGCUGAGCGGAUCAUCACGUCGUCGCAGAGCACCCAGAUCACAGUGCAGGGCAGCGAGAAGCGCAUACUAAACUUCUGUGCCAACAAUUAUCUCGGACUGGCGAACAACCCAGAGAUUGUGGAGUACAGCCGAAAGUUGUUGGAGAAGUACGGAGCCGGCCUGAGCUCGGUUCGCUUCAUCUGCGGCACUCAGGACAUCCACAAGCAGCUGGAGCAAAAGAUUGCCCAGUUCCAUGGGCGUGAGGACACCAUUCUCUAUGCCUCGUGCUUCGAUGCCAAUGCUGGUAUUUUCGAGGCGAUACUCACGCCGGAGGACGCUGUCUUCUCAGAUGAACUGAACCAUGCAUCGAUCAUUGACGGCAUUCGCCUGUGCAAGGCCAAGAAGCAGCGAUACAAGCACCGUGACCUGGCCGAUCUGGAACUGCAGCUGCGGGAGAGCGACGGACGUCUAAAGUUGAUUGCCACCGAUGGGGUCUUCUCGAUGGACGGGAAUAUAGCACCGUUGGCGAGGAUUGUCGAGCUGGCCAAGAAGUACAAUGCCUUGGUCUUCGUGGACGAGUGCCAUGCCACUGGCUUCUUUGGCGCCACCGGGCGCGGCACCGAGGAGUACGACAAUGUCAUGGGCGAGGUGGACAUCAUUAACUCGACGCUGGGCAAGGCUUUGGGCGGCGCCUCUGGGGGCUACACCACCGGGCCCUCGGAGCUCAUCUCCUUUUUGCGCCAAAAGUCCCGGCCGUAUCUGUUCUCCAACAGCCUGCCCCCUGCCGUCGUGGCUGUGGGCCUCAAGGUUAUGGACAUGCUUCUCGCCUCCAGCGAACUGACGCAGCGCGUCCAGAGCAACACGCAUCGCUUCCGGACAGCAAUGACCAAGGCUGGCUUCACCAUAGCCGGCGAGAAUCAUCCCAUUUGUCCCGUGAUGCUGGGCGAUGCUCGGCUCGCAUCCAAGUUUGCCGAUGAGAUGCUAACUCGUGGCAUCUAUGUGAUUGGAUUCAGCUAUCCGGUGGUGCCCCAGGGCAAGGCACGGAUUCGCGUGCAAAUCUCCGCUGCCCAUACAGAGGCUGAAAUCGAUCAGGCCAUUGAUGCCUUCAUAGAGGUCGGUCGCUCUCUUAAGGUGAUCCAGUAGGACGACAGUAUCCAAAUGUUGUCUUGCAUCUUGCAUUUAAACGAAGGAAACUGCAUUGCAUUUAUCUAAAGAAUUAAAUAAAUAUUAAAUUGUAA
This is a messenger RNA of Drosophila obscura, 1367 nucleotides long. RefSeq names its product 2-amino-3-ketobutyrate coenzyme A ligase, mitochondrial (gene Gcat). Gene Ontology annotation, biological process: L-threonine catabolic process; biosynthetic process. The transcript has 4 exons. Gene Ontology annotation, molecular function: glycine C-acetyltransferase activity; pyridoxal phosphate binding. Bases 19 to 1272 code for a protein of 417 amino acids. NCBI's taxonomy places the organism in Eukaryota, Metazoa, Arthropoda, Insecta, Diptera, Drosophilidae. The record is from RefSeq and is a predicted model, not a curated record.